Messenger RNA from Anopheles gambiae (African malaria mosquito), 646 nucleotides. RefSeq names its product sex-regulated protein janus-A. Gene Ontology annotation, biological process: peptidyl-histidine dephosphorylation. The transcript is spliced from 2 exons. The record is from RefSeq and is a predicted model, not a curated record. Bases 74 to 529 code for a protein of 151 amino acids. Gene Ontology annotation, cellular component: cytosol. NCBI's taxonomy places the organism in Eukaryota, Metazoa, Arthropoda, Insecta, Diptera, Culicidae. Gene Ontology annotation, molecular function: protein histidine phosphatase activity.
CGGCAGUUGCGCCGUGCGAGAAGAAAAAUAAAACCCCUCCGCUGACAGGCGAGAUUGACAGUUGACGCCAAGAAUGAACCCAAUUUGCCGGCUUGGUGCCAAACAUAUUUUGCGGAAAACUAUUCCCGGAAACGUCGUUAGCAGAACCUUUGCCAAAAUGGUCGACGCCAAGCUGGAUGCCGUGCCGGUCGUGGACAUAGACGAGGGCAUCUUCAAGUACGUGCUGAUCAAAGUAUACGGCCAGGAGCAGACGGACGGCACCACACCGUCCAAGCUGAUCGUGCGCGGCUUCAACCGGGCCCAGUGGCAUUCGGACAUCUACGACGAGGUCAGCUCGGCCCUGCUCGGACUCGGGCUCGAGACGGAGUGUCUUGGUGGUGGGCGAAUCGAGAACCGGUCCGACCUGAAGCAGAUCAAAGUGUACGGGUACUCGCAGGGGUACGGCAAGGCGGACCACAUCGAAACGCGCAUGCUACUGCUGACCAAGUACCCGGACCACAACAUAACCUGCUCCGAUGAAGGAUACUGAAGAACGGAGGAGGAGGGGAGGGUGGAAACCACACACCUUGUGAGCUUUAUAUUUAUAUGCAAAAAGUUUUGGAACUGAAUACACGUAAUGAACUUGUCCGUAGUAGCUGAGACGAAA